Messenger RNA from Passer montanus (Eurasian tree sparrow), 2426 nucleotides. RefSeq names its product aristaless related homeobox (gene ARX). Gene Ontology annotation, molecular function: RNA polymerase II transcription regulatory region sequence-specific DNA binding; DNA-binding transcription factor activity, RNA polymerase II-specific. The record is from RefSeq and is a predicted model, not a curated record. The transcript has 5 exons. Bases 113 to 1306 code for a protein of 397 amino acids. NCBI's taxonomy places the organism in Eukaryota, Metazoa, Chordata, Aves, Passeriformes, Passeridae. Gene Ontology annotation, biological process: regulation of transcription by RNA polymerase II.
CGCCGCUCACUCCCCCCGUGACGGGCGUCCCGGCGGCACCGGGCAGCGCCGCGGGGGCGUCCGCGCCGCCGCUCCCGCCCCGGCCCCACGGCUCGGCCCCGCUGCCGCCGCCAUGAGCGGCCCCUACCCGGAGGAGAGCUGCGCCGAGCGCCCCGAGUGCAAAAGUAAAUCGCCAACUUUGCUGUCCUCCUACUGCAUCGACAGCAUCCUGGGCCGGCGGAGCCCCUGCAAGGUGCGGCUGCUCGGUACCGCGCCCACCCUGCCCGCCAUCGCCGCCCGUCCCGACACCGACAAGGCCGCGCAAGGGUCCCCUAAGGCCAGUCCCCCCUUCGAGCCGGCCGAGCUGCACCUUCCCCCCAAGCUGCGCCGGCUUUACGGGCCGGGCGGGGGCCGGCUGCUGCCGCCGCGGGCGGCGGGGCCUCGGGGGGACCGGACGGAGGGGCGACCGGAGGGGGGCGCGGGCCCCGUGCCCGCUGCCGCGCCGUGGGACACGCUGAAGAUCAGCCAGGCGCCCCAGGUCAGCAUCAGCCGCAGCAAAAGCUACCGUGAGAACGCGCCCUUCGUGGCGCCGCCGCCCGCCCGGGACGAGCUGGGCAGCCCCGCCGCGCACGUCGAGGAACGGCCGGGCCCUGCCGCGCCGGCCGCGGAGGAGGAAGAGGAGGAAGAGGACGAAGAGAUGCUGGAGGAGGACGAGGACGAGGAGGAAGAGGAGCUGGAGGACGACGAGGAGGAGGAGCUGCUGGGCGAGGACGGCGGGGGGCUGCUGAAGGAUGCCCGCCGGGGCGCCACCGCGGCCCCCGGGGCGGAGGGCGGGGAUCUGUCCCCCAAGGAGGAGCUGCUGCUGCACCCCGAGGACGGCGAGGGCAAGGACGGCGAGGAGAGCGUGUGCCUCUCGGCCGGCAGCGACUCCGAGGAGGGGCUGCUCAAGAGGAAGCAGCGCCGCUAUCGUACCACCUUCACUAGCUACCAGCUGGAGGAGCUGGAGAGGGCCUUCCAGAAAACCCACUACCCCGACGUCUUCACCAGGGAGGAGCUGGCCAUGAGGCUCGAUCUGACAGAAGCCCGAGUGCAGGUAUGGUUCCAGAACCGUAGGGCUAAGUGGCGGAAGAGGGAAAAGGCUGGGGCUCAGACACACCCCCCAGGCUCUUUUCCACCAUGUCCCCCCUGGGCAGCGCCUCCAGCGCCGCGGCGCUGCUGCGGCAGCCGGCGCCGGCCGCCGAGGGCGCGGUGGGCUCGGCGGGGCUGGGGGACCCGGCCAGUGCCGCCGCCGACCGGCGGGCGUCCAGCAUCGCCGCCCUGCGGCUGAAGGCCAAGGAACACGCGGCCCAGCUCACCCAGCUCAACAUCCUCCCCGGGAACAGCACGGGGAAAGAGGUGUGCUAAGGCACGGCUGCCGGCCGCGGGGUGCGGGUCAGGGUUUUUUUUAGGGGGGAGAGAGAAAAAGAGGGAGAGUAAAUAGGCGAAUCAAUAAAGGUCACCUCAGACAGCAUGAAUCAAGACCAAACGGGGGGAAAAAUAAUAAUGAUUUUUUUAAAAAGGAGGACCAGCAGCUGAGACUGUAGUAGGUCCUCUCGUUAGGAACUUGGGGAAAGUGAAUGCCUCUCGCAUCAGCCCUCACACGAGUGAAACGACACUUAAAACCUCCUGAAUAAGUAACUCCUUGGCUGGUACAUUUCUUAAAUGUACGACGUGUCCAUUUCCUCUGUGAACAUAAGGGGGGAAAAAGUAAAAAAAAAAAAAAAAAAAGAAAAAAAAAAAAGAAAAAACCCUAAUAAAAGUUACUCUAUAUUAGCGUUUCGUACACGAAAUAUUUUUCCUUCUGUUUAUCUGGCAAGAAAAAAAAAGAAAGAAAUAGAAUUUAAUCAAGAAAGUGAAACAAAAAACAAUAGAGAAGCUAAGAGAGGGGGAAAGCUACCCACAUCUUCUUAAAAUAGCAUCCUAGGAUGUUAAGGUGGUCAGUUAGAAGCGCUGGAGAACUAUUUUACAUGUUGCAACGAGCUGCAUAUGCUAACCAAGGAUGCUGACAGUGCAAACUGAAAGUAAAUUUGAUGCUGUAAGAUAACCAGUGCACUUAGGGGAAAGGGUAUAUCUUUUUCUUGUUAUAUUCUUUAUCACUACACCAACCAAGGUUUUUAUAUCAAACCAAAGCGAAAUACACUGCUAGAAUAUGGACUGUUUAAGUCACUAAACUGUGAUUAUUAAUUCUGUACAUACCAUUGUUAUAAAAAAAUGAACAGAGCUUUGUAUAUUUGAAAAGUUAUAAAACAAUUGCACUCAGUGUAGUGUUGUAAAAGUUUGUCAUUCUGUAGAUUCUUACUGUGUUGUAGAUAUAAUAGGGUUCCUAGACAAAUAUUUAUGUACAAACUCUUUAUUUAACUUAUUAACUGUAGAGGUUUCUGAAACCCUCAAGAGGCGAUGGUACAGUA